AUGUCCACACCCAAAAUACCGGCGGCUUCCCCUGGCAGCGCCUACUCAGACAGUUCAAUCGAAAUGCGAACGCCGUCCUUGAAGUUUAUAUACCGCCUCGAAUGCGAGAUGGCCAGAAGUAAUCACGUCGUGGGAGCUCAGUCUGGCACAAGCAAUGCAAGAGUCAUCAUGCCCAUCGUUGGUGGCACGGUGAAGGGACCUCAAAUCUCGGCAAUCAUAGAGCAGAUGAGCGGAGCAGAUUGGGGUCUCGCUAUUGGAGGAACAGGCCUGAUGCGUCUGGACGCGCGAUAUACACUGAAGACCGACGAUGGACACUACAUCUAUAUUCGCUCAAAGGGGAUUUUUAAGCCUGGCCCCGGUGUGAAUAUCGACCCUGAAACGCGUACUCGCAUGACCCAAGAUGAAGUGGAAUGGUUUACCCGAUUGCAGUUCGAGGCUUCUGAACCAUACGACUGGAUGAACAGUGUCUUCGGAAUUGGGGUGUUGGCGAUGGACGAGAGCAAGAUCUUGAUAGAUGCUUAUGAGCUGACGAACUUUAUGUGA
Aureobasidium vineae is the source of this 543-nucleotide messenger RNA. NCBI's taxonomy places the organism in Eukaryota, Fungi, Ascomycota, Dothideomycetes, Dothideales, Saccotheciaceae. The record is from the annotation of a GenBank genome assembly.